This is a messenger RNA of Xylaria bambusicola, 1886 nucleotides long. RefSeq names its product MFS general substrate transporter. NCBI's taxonomy places the organism in Eukaryota, Fungi, Ascomycota, Sordariomycetes, Xylariales, Xylariaceae. The record is from RefSeq and is a predicted model, not a curated record. The transcript has 4 exons. Gene Ontology annotation, molecular function: transmembrane transporter activity. Gene Ontology annotation, biological process: transmembrane transport. The coding region runs from base 1 to 1761 and encodes 586 amino acids.
AUGGCCGCAUCGACUUCCCAAGGACCGAUGAUCUCCGAGACCAAUAGCACAGGCAAGACUCCUGCUCCACCGCCGUCCCCUUCCCAUCCCCAAACACUGGCCGUGCCGGGACAGAACUUGGAGGCAGAAGAGAACUACAAGCCGAAGACAUUCAAGUUCUGGUCUGUUAUCAUCAGCGCCUUCCUAUGUUUGUUUCUCAUAUCUCUGGAUCGAACAAUCAUCGGUACCGCGACACCCAGCAUCACACAAGACUUCCAAGGGGUAGGAGACAUCGGAUGGUAUGGAUCUGCGUACCUGUUGACCACGGCGGCAACGCAAUUUAUCUUCAGCAAAUUUUACAAAUCUUAUGACAUCAAAUGGACUUUCCUUGUGUCUGUCUUCUUUUUCGAAGCCGGGUCUGCACUUUGCGGCGCGGCGCCGAACUCCGUACUCUUUAUCCUCGGUCGUGCGAUUGCCGGUGUCGGCGGAGCCGGGAUAUUCUCUGGGGUUACUAUUAUUUUAUUCCAUAUGAUUCCAUUGAGGAAGCAGCCUAUUUUCCAAGGCAUCUUUGGAGCCGUAUUUGGCAUCUCCUCGGUUAUCGGGCCAAUCGUCGGAGGGGCAUUUACCACUCAUGUAUCAUGGAGGAAAGUCAUCAUCCAACUGUGGUGUUUCUACAUUAAUCUUCCAAUUGGAGGUGUUGCUGUUGUUUGCCUGGUAUUCUUUCUUCACCCCAAGAAGAUCGAAAAGCAAACAGCGACUCUUUGGGAGCAGUUUCUUCGUCUGGACCCUCUCGGCUCCCUUUUCUUCAUACCAAGUGUUGUCAGCUUGCUCAUUGCACUGGAAUGGGGUGGCUCGACUUGGCCAUGGAAUAGUUGGCGUAUCAUUGUUCUUCUAGUGGUGUUUGGAGUUCUAUUCAUAGCUUUCGUGGCAGUUCAGGUUCGAUGGCCCGAUAAUGCUACUGUACCGUGGAGAAUCAUCUCCCAGCGCAGUAUUCUUGCGGCCUCUAUCUUUAUGUUCUCGAUAUCAGGUGCCAUGUUUAUCGCCAUAUUUUAUCUUCCUCUUUGGUUCCAAGUCAUAUUGGCCGCCAGUGCCAUUGAGUCUGGUGUAUACACACUGCCCUUAGUUCUCAGUCUCGUCGUUUCAGCCAAUAUUUCGGGCAUUUUGAUCAAAAAGACGGGGUACUAUGUACCAGCAAUGAUCAUAUGCCCCAGCCUUAUGGCGAUCGGUCUUGGACUAAUAACUACCUUCAAAGUAAACGAAUCAUCCUCAAAGUGGAUAGGCUAUCAAUUCAUUACAGGCUUUGGUCUGGGUUUUGGAAUUCAAGCUUCCAAUCUCGCUACCCGGGCUGUUCUUCCUAUGCCUGAUGUUCCUACGGGACUUGCGAUCAUAUUUUUCUUCCAGCAGCUAGGUGGUGCCAUCUUCACAUCAGUCGGUCAAAGUUUGCUCAGUACAUUCCUAGUCGAGAAACUAGCUGACAUUCCUAAUAUUGACCCUGCAGAGUUAACUAAUCAAGGCGCUGUUGAGGUUAUCUCAUCCUUACCACCACAGUACCAAGCCCAAGUUAAGGAGGUCUACAACUUUGCCAUUAACAGAAUUUUCAAGAGCGCUUAUGGCGUCUCUAUAGUUGCAGUAGUUGCAGCUCUCUGUAUGGAGUGGAAGAAUGUAAAUACUGUGAAGCCUUCAGAUACUACGGGUACUAGUCCAAGGCCAGUCUCUCCGGCUGAAACUAUAGUUGAGGAGGGCAAAUUGCCAGAGGUGCUUCCUGUAACGACUAAAGAUUAAGGAGAGCUUGAGACUAAGGCGAAGAUAUGAAGAGAUAAAAGGAUACGAGGAAUGGUUUGGGAGUCUUAAGGGCUCAAACGGUAGGAAUGGGCAGGCAGCUGUAGUUGGUUGGCGCAGUAUGGGGC